Messenger RNA from Prorocentrum cordatum, 1152 nucleotides. NCBI's taxonomy places the organism in Eukaryota, Dinophyceae, Prorocentrales, Prorocentraceae. The record is from the annotation of a GenBank genome assembly.
AUGGAGACCGCACCCGCCAGCGAUGGAGAUGCCUGGAGCACGGCACACAUCGGCGGCAUCCCCUCGUCGCAAGGGCCACCCACAACACCAGGGUCACCCGCCGCGCCAGAUGCCGGCCGCGGGCAGGCACGGUCGGAAGGGCAACCCUCGGGGAGCCCGAGCGCUGGCACGAGGACGAGCACGAGGCGAAGGGGCAUCAGGCCAAGGCAUCCGCCUCACUUCCAGGCGCUGCUGGCUGCGACCGCGGGCGCCGUCGCUAUCUGGCUGCUGGACUUCGCCAUGACGGUCCUGCCGGUUCUGGACGGGAUCGACGGGCAGAGCAGGCAGGGCCGGUGUGCCGAGAACGACAAGCAGCUGGACCGCAACUGCCGGAUGAUCGUCGGGUUCUUUUGCAUCUUCCUCGGUGUCCGCGUUCUCUUGCACAGCCCUGGCGGCGCGCACCAGUGGGCGGAGUUGGGGCUCAUGGGGCCGCUCCGCCUCUACGUGUUCCAGCUGGCGGUCCACGGCCCGCUUUACAUCUUCUGCGUGACCUCGGCGCUGUUCGUGGCGCAGCUCAUGUCCACGAGCCAGUGCGAGGGAUACAACCCCGAGCUGUACAGAGGGGAGAGCGGGGACGGCGACUACUGUGCACAGGUCAUUUGCCCUCUGAGGAGGUUCUCCUUCCUCAGCUGCAUCGUGGGCAACUUCAGCGUGUCUCUCGUGUUCUGGAGGGCCCAGCCCCGGAGGGCGCCACCCGCACCCGUCAGCACCAGGGCGGCACCGGGCUACAUCGAGCAGAUCGCCGCGGUGCCCUACGAUGCCGCCCUCUUCGGAGACGAGCGGCCUGCGAGCGCCGGCCGGCCCAGGCGAUAUGCCGGGGAGUGCCCGAUCUGCCUCGGCGCGUGGGAGGCGGGCGACGACAUCAGAGUGCCGCCCUGCGGCCACGCGUUCCACAAGGAGUGCUUGGGCCAGUGGCUGCAGACCGACCGCACCUGUGCGCUUUGCCGGCGGGACGUCACGAUGCCCGGCGACGAUUUGGAGGCGGCCAGGCGACCAGAGGGAGUGCCCACCGGCACGGCAGCGGUCAUCGGGAGGAGCGCUGCGGAGCCAGGCGACAGCGAUGCUGAGGCCGCGCUUGAGCCCUCGGCAUCUCCAGCCGCACUGCGCGUUUGA